AUGAAACCAAAGGACAAGUUUCUCAAAGGUCCCAAUAAGGAGUACCAUCACAUGCAUGUGAUGACCAUAAACAACUUCAUCAUCAUCAUCAUCACCAUGGUCAACCCUUUGAGAUUCUUUGACAAAAUAGAAGAAGCCAUUGGUGGCUCUGAAAUUGUAGCUGACAUUUCUUCACCAUCACCAGAAAUUGCAGCAGGUUCAUUCUAA
Messenger RNA from Lathyrus sativus (Indian pea), 207 nucleotides. The record is from the annotation of a GenBank genome assembly. NCBI's taxonomy places the organism in Eukaryota, Viridiplantae, Streptophyta, Magnoliopsida, Fabales, Fabaceae.